This is a messenger RNA of Trypanosoma rangeli, 1959 nucleotides long. Its product is annotated as putative calmodulin. Gene Ontology annotation, molecular function: calcium ion binding. Lineage: Eukaryota; Euglenozoa; Kinetoplastea; Trypanosomatida; Trypanosomatidae. The transcript has a single exon. The record is from RefSeq and is a predicted model, not a curated record. The coding region runs from base 1 to 1959 and encodes 652 amino acids.
AUGUCGAUUACUUCUGCUGCUAGCGAGCCGCACGCGGAGUCCAUCAUCUGCUUUCUGAGCCCAGAGGAGGUGGACAUGCUACGGGACGCAUUCAUUUAUAUGGAUCGCGACAAUGACGGCCAUGUAACCAAGGAGGAUUUGCUCGAGAUGGUGCACCGGUGCGUCGGUGAUGAACGGUUUUCCCCACUGAAGGAGUAUCUGGUGCCACUCUUUGAGGUUGCAGACAAGGACAAAGACAAAAAACUGAGUCUCACGGAGUUUCUGCUUUCGUUUGCGGAUGGACCGGGAGUUGUUCCUGCAGAAGUCAUCAGUAGCUGCGUUUCGUCCAUUCGUGUGCGUCUUACGGAUGAAGAAAUUGAGACGCUGCAGGAGACGUUUCGCCGUAUUGACACAAAGGCCGACGGAUUUAUUGAUAAAGAGGAGCUCACCAUCGCGCUUAAGGAGAGCCUCAAGUACCGCUUUCCAGACCUGCAUGACAACAAUUUUAAUGACAUUGUGGCUGUUAUUAUGGCCAGUGCAGACACCGAUCGUGAUGGUCGUUUGUGCCUCUCCGAGUUUAUUCGCUCUUUUCAAGAGGAUCAGGGUGUCCUACCAGCGGCUUUCUUGGAUGCUGGGGCCCGCAAAUUGGUGCAGAAACUCACACCUGCUGAAAUUGAGGUUCUCGUCGAGGCUUUUGCCGUGCUGGACAGGGACCAUGACGGUUACGUGGAGGCGGCUGACAUAUACGAGGCGCUGUGGGAAACGCUUUUUGACAGUACGCAGGAUAAGAGUCAGAUUCGUGAGCUUUGCGACCUCAUAAUGGUUACUGCUAAUCGUAAAAACAAGGGAAUGUUGACUUUGACAGACUUUGUGCAAGGUUUUGUCCGGAAUAUAACUCUGAGCCAGAUUUCUGUUGCUGCGGCGCAGGAAAAGAUGCAAGUUGCCUGCGGUAAACUUCAGGAAAUGCUUGAAAGUGGUGAGCUGGAGCAGCUUUUAGUGGUGCCUGACGACGGUAAUGCGAACGCAGCCUGCGUGAACCCCGGCAACCUGGUCAGUGUGCUUAGUAACAUAUUUCGGGAUGUCUUCCCCCUGUUGGAUGAGGAAAUCCUUUCCAUCGUCAUUGGCGCCGUUGUGGUAGCUGCCGACAACGACAGCAGCGGUAAGAUUUCCUUGGAAAACUUUAUCCACUGUUUUGCCGAGGGACCACGGAUCCUUUCCACUGAUUCAACCUCCUCGACAAAGUCUGUAAGCCUAACCGAUGAUGAGCUUGUUGUUGUUUCGCAGGUGCUGCAUGAGUUGGGCAAAGAUGCCAAUAACAAUGGGUGCGUACAAGAGCCAGAGGUGCUGGAUGCCCUUCGAAACGUCUUCCGUGGGGACUCAAAGCAGGCUGAUCGCGUUCUUCAGUAUGUUCGUGAUAACAUUGUUCGACACAGCUCAACCAGCUCCUUGUUGGUAGAGGCCUCCACAAAUGAAGUGGAAGGUGACGAGAGUGAUGCCUCGGACUCUCAGUUAGAGCCUGUACCAGAGCCAAAUGAGGCAAAGGUGGAGACAGCGAACCCCGCACCAGCGCCCAAGGCGGAUACAACACAUGAGACGUCACCAAAUGACAAUAUGGCUACGGGUCUUAUCGUCACCCUCCCAAGCUCAAAGCAAGUUGAAUUGUUUUCUUUUGGUGCACAUGCCACGGUGCCAAGUGUACUAGUGAAACAACAUGCGAGACGUUACUUUGACAGCGUCUACGACACAGCUGAUACUGCCAUCUUUGAGGAUGAGUUGCGGGCGGAGUUCAGAAAGUACGCUGGAGACAGCCAGAAUUACAUUGACCGUGACGAGUUAAUUAAGGCUUACCUGUCGAUGGAACAUUAUGGUUUGGCCCCAACGGAAAGCGGGGUAAAUCAACUUAUUUCUCGCUACUGUACCGGAAACAAGGUGAACUAUGACGUAUUUUGUGUCUUAAUGCUGCGGCGUGCUCGUAUGUAG